Pleurotus ostreatus (oyster mushroom) is the source of this 2472-nucleotide messenger RNA. RefSeq lists its product as uncharacterized. The transcript has 9 exons. The record is from RefSeq and is a predicted model, not a curated record. NCBI's taxonomy places the organism in Eukaryota, Fungi, Basidiomycota, Agaricomycetes, Agaricales, Pleurotaceae. Bases 1 to 2472 code for a protein of 823 amino acids.
AUGGAGCAUACCUCAGAACGACGUUAUCCCAGUAACACUAAACUCGAGCAUGAGUGCAGCAGUACGGCGGGUCUAGCCGAGCAAAUGUUAUGCCUGUUGAAGCCCCUCCUAUUGGCGCACCAGGAGGUCGUAUUGUCGCGCCUGGAUCAAGUAGAGCAAUCGGUGCAAGAGGUGUCUAUGGACUUGGAGGACUUGAGAACAGGAUUCAAGAUCUUCUUUGACGAAUAUAGGGUUGAAUGGGACGGCGAUCCAGAAGCUACUCGAGGCCAGGGAUACCCGAAACCGCCUGUUCAUAAUGAUAUCCCCUGUGACGAGUAUGUCAAAGCAUCGUUGGGCCCUGUCAAUUGGGCGAACACGACUAAUAUGCUGCCCCAUGCGAGCCCUCGCUACAACUCUGUCAGCACCGCAGAUUCGGAUGCUCAUGAACAUGAAGAGGAGCUCCGCGCACCUAAGCCUUUGCAUAAUGCAAUGCCAGAUUCUUCCUAUGCGCUGAAAAUGUCUCCGGAAUCACCUAAUAGACCACUUCAUCACUUUCCCUUACCCACUCCAUCGUCGUCGAGCCCUUUAAUCAGCAGGACACGCGAACUCGAGCACCAGUCACCUCCAGGGUUCCUCAGAUCACCGCCCGAUAGCUCCAGCACAACACCGCAGCCAAUUAUCUCUGAGGAAGACCAACAACCGCCUAAUGAUUAUGCACCCUUGGACCCUGUCAAUCGGGUGGAGACGAUUAAUCCACUGCCUAAUGCGAAUCCUCGCUCUGCCUCUGCCAGCACCGUAGCUUCGAACGGUGGGGAACAGGGAGAGGGGCCCUGCACAUCCAAGGCUCUAUGUGAUGGUGCGGUGCAUGCGAACGCCCCGAUCCGCGAGCUGAAAGAGUCUGUUGAGUUGCCUCAUCGUUUUCCCUUGCUCACACCAUCGUCCCCGAGCCCUUCCAUCGGUAGAACACGCGGGAACGAGUCGCCUACGGACUUCUCCAGAUCGGCGCCUGAUGCCAAUGGUUCUUCUAUGCCCUGUAGCGAACCGCAGGCCAUCCAAGUCGCCUCUGAAGAAGAGCAACAAUUAUCUACACCUACUUCGGCGACGGAAAACAUCGCGGCUGCCAUUUCUGAUCCUCCCACUAACACUCUGCGUCUCCCGCAUGCACGUACUCCUUUGGCUGUCCAGCCAGUUACCCCACCAGCUAGCAAUCACCCCACAUCGAGCUCCCCGAACACGGGGGAUGAGGACCGCAUGUUUUCGCGUUUCCUGAAUAAUGAAGCCAUGAUGUGCACGGCGUCUGCCCAAGAAGACCUAUCAAAUUCAACCACUCCAGGAGCCGGACCAUCAACCUUCCUGGAAGGUACUCAUACUACUAGUAUGAUGGUUGUCCCCCAGCCUGAGCCUGCUGCUCGUGACGGAUCUGUUGGGUCGAGCGAGUACGAUGCCCUCGCUGCGGAAUCUCUCCUCUUCGCACGCGAACAUUCACAUCCUGAUCUUGAUGCUCAGAGCCCGCCGAUUUACCACGACGACAAGCAUGAGCAUCAUGAGCAUCUACGCACUAACGGUGCUCAACAACCCUGCAUUGGUCUUAUGUCAAUGAAGGCAGAGAUACAAAACUGUAUGUCUAUGAUGGGCACUGUCGACCCUACGCAUACAAGCACGCUUUCUCCCCUCUCUUCCCUUUCUUCUUUAUCCCCGUCUCCCGAACCACGCAUGCUUACAUCAACAUCAACCCAUGUCUCUGCGCCGAUUCAGAGCACACAGCCGAAGCUCAUCUCUAAACUGAAUGCAAAUGUCUCGAACAGGAGGAAGAGCGCGGCCGCUACGCGUAUUAGGAAGCGCAAGCAUCAGCCCAAAGAGGGAGAGAAUGAAGGCGUUGCUAGCACCAGUACGUCUGAGACGGGGACCGAGCCCCCCACGAAACGAUUUAAAUCAAGCGGGAGCGGGGUGGGAGAGCUGGACGAGUCCGCCCGAUCAGCUAUACAAACGAUAUCCUGGCCAGAGAAGAGUGAAGCGGAUAAUGGAUUUUUGCGCAAGGUGAUUCAAUGCGACACGUGUAAGCAUUGGUACCACUACGGCUGCGUCGGUAUCACGCGUAAAGAUGAUGGACGGCUGAGGGCCCGCGCGGUGUUUGUGUGUCCAGUUUGUGAAGUGCAUCCGUACCGUCGCCCGAAGAAAGGCAAAGACUCGAGUAUAUGCGCAAGACACGACUGCAAUAGACAGCAAACCGAGUCUGAAUACCACGUCUCGCGGAUCAUUGGGAGGCGCAAUAUCAACGCGGACGCGAGUGGCACCGCGUACCGGUGGUUGAUCAAGUGGUCGGGAUACCCAGUAACCAAAAGCACUUGGGAAACCGACGACGCGAUAUCCGACCCCGAGCUCCUGAUCAAGCGCUUCUACCAGGCGGCGAAGAAGGAGAAAGGCGUGGAGUUUGAUUUGUCUGUGAAGGAACCUAUUUUGUUGAAGGAGGCUGUGAAGGUUGGGUGGUGGUAA